Messenger RNA from Drosophila ananassae, 2106 nucleotides. It is a transcript of the gene Orc4, whose product is annotated as origin recognition complex subunit 4. The transcript has 2 exons. Gene Ontology annotation, cellular component: nucleus; nuclear origin of replication recognition complex. Bases 637 to 2031 code for a protein of 464 amino acids. The record is from RefSeq and is a predicted model, not a curated record. Gene Ontology annotation, biological process: DNA replication; DNA replication initiation. NCBI's taxonomy places the organism in Eukaryota, Metazoa, Arthropoda, Insecta, Diptera, Drosophilidae. Gene Ontology annotation, molecular function: ATP hydrolysis activity; DNA replication origin binding.
CGGACAUUGUUGAACUCAAAAAGCCCGCGGAUCUGUGGGAUCGAAAUCAGAAGAAGAAUCCACUUCGUGUUCAUGCUACCUGGCUACUGUUGGGGGCUUUUAAUGAAAAGUGCCCAAAAGCCAGAAAUACACCAAAUGGACUAAAUAGUGUCAUUAUCACGGUUCAUUGCCGCCCCGAUCGACAUUAAUGCUAAUCGAUAUCCCAAGUGGCUGGUUUUUAGGGGCCGGACUUAAUAAUACUGUGCGUAUAUGAUGUAAUGUACUCUUCAAGUUGCAUUGUGCUCCUCAUCAUGCAAUAAGAACUUCUUGGAAAUGUAAAGCUGAAGCUAAGGACUCUCCGAUACUUGAUGUUUGUUUCUAUUAUUAAAGUUUAGUUCGUACUACAUUUGAAUUAGUUUCGGUUAUACGUGAGCGCCACCUAUGAAGUCUCUACAUGAAGCUGUCGGCCGUUUCGACACAACAGUGCUGCCAGACCGAAUUUGCAGAGAUGCCACCAGGUGGUGAUGAUCCACUGGAGCUGCCCACCUGAUUGAACAGAUCAAACAUCUGCAUUUAGUUUUGUUUGUUUAUUGCCGCGCGUUUUGUGCUUCCCCGAAAUCUAUAGACAAACCCGAAGGGCUCCAGAGCACAACCGAGAUGCUGGGGGGCAAUGAGAAGGAGAAGGCCAGGGCUCUGGCCAAGGUGCGACGUUUCCUGAAGGCUCGCCUGCUGCGGGACUACACGACCUUGCACGGCUACAAGGAGGAGCGCUCCAAUGUGCGACAGCUCCUGCAGCGCACCGCGGAAAUGGGCGAGUCCAAUUCCUUGCUGCUCAUUGGCCCUAGGGGCGCGGGAAAGACAACGCUCAUCAACGCUGUGCUCACGGAUCUGGUUGACAACCGGUCCUUUGUCGAAAACACGCUGAUCGUACACCUGGACGGGAACUUGCACACGGACGACCGAGUGGCCCUCAAGUCCAUAACCCUACAGAUGCGGCUGGAGAACGCCGCGGAUGGUAAGGUUUUCGGAUCAUUUGCCGAAAACCUUGCCUUCCUCCUGCAGUGCCUCAAGGCGGGCGGCAGGCAGUCCAAGAGCGUCGUCUUCAUUCUGGAGGAGUUUGACCUGUUCUGCGCACAUCACAACCAGACGCUGCUCUAUAAUCUCUUCGACGUCUCCCAGUCAGCCCAGGCGCCCAUAUGUGUUCUGGGCGUCACUUGCCGCUUGGACGUGAUCGAGCUCCUGGAGAAGAGAGUCAAGUCUCGCUUCUCGCAUCGUCAGGUCUUUUUGUUUCCCAGCUCCGGGCGUUUGGAGGACUACUUAGCCAGAGUCGAGGAACUGCUGUCCUUGCCCGAGAACAAGUCGCUCGAGGCGGCUUCGGAUCGUUUGCGCAGGCUGAGCAGAAUUCAAUCGGAAGCACUAAGUUUGGGACGUAACCAUUUCGACCCAGCAGACGGGGAAGAGAUCGACCCGCCGUUUAGGAAAAACUGGAACACGCAGCUCCACAAAAUGCUGGCCACUCAGCAUGCCCAGCGCAGCCUGCAGAUGCUCUACGACUUCGACAUUAGUGAGGCUUUUCUCCGGAACUUCCUCUUUCGGCUGGUGGCCCAGCUUCGCCCGGAAACACCCCACAUCACAGCCGACCAGCUGAGAACCAUGGCCAAUCAGUACGAGUGCGACGACAAAAUAGAGCUCCUUUGCGGGCUCUCCGUCCUCGAGCUGUGUCUCAUCAUAGCCAUUAAGCACCACUCCGAGAUCAACGACCGAGACCCGUUUAAUUUUGAAAUAAUAUUCGCGCGCCUCUCCAAGUUUGCCAAGGUGUCCUCGACGAUGCAGGGCAUGGAGCGUUCCAUCGUUCUAAAGGCCUUUGAGCACCUUCGCAUCGGCGAGCUGAUCAUGCCCGUUUCGGUUAGCAGCAGCUCCAGCGGAAAGGUGCAGAAGGAGUUUGAGAAGCACAAGCUGGCGCUGACCUACGGCCAGAUCCAACAGGCGGUGCAGCGCUACCAAGCCCUGCCCACGGAAGUAGCUCAGUGGGCCCAGAGCUCGCUGAUCUAGCCCCGAAUAGGUUGUGUCCUAUUUCAUUCCUUAACUUAUUUAUUGUUAACAAAAUAAAGUACAUUUUUAAAGUAA